AUGUCCCCUAUCAAAAUUUCAGGCAUUUUCAUCGACGACGACAAGAAUAACAGUCUGAUCGAAGGCGGUCAAUCUACUAUGGAUGUCACUGAUGAUCAACAACUGAGCGACGUGGACCUUGAUCGCGCGUUGAAUGAUGAGUUUCAAAAGGCGAUGGCUAUGGAGGCUACAGAUGAUCAGCAAAACGAUGAUGGCUCUGAUGAUGGCUCUGAGGACCGCGAGUUGAAUGAGGAGUUCAGAAAGGCAAUGGAGACUACUGAUCAUGGUUCUGACGACUGGGAGAUCAGUCUUCUCGAAGGGGAAACAGGAAGUUGUACAGACACACUUCCAUCAGCUGAGAGCACUGCCAACGGGGCUGCAUUGCCUGCUCAGUCUUCGCAGCUUUCCACUACCUCCACUCAAGGUAACACCACGGUUCAUACUCCUAGUACUAAUAGUGCCGCUCCACAUAACCGCACUGGAAAAGGAAAAUCCAGAGUGUACGGAGAGCGUACAGAUCGCAGCAAGCACGGUAAUAGUAUGAACGGUCGAAAGCGUACAGCAUUCCCAGACUGCGUCCGAUCCAGUUAG
Messenger RNA from Aplosporella prunicola CBS 121167, 570 nucleotides. RefSeq lists its product as uncharacterized. The record is from RefSeq and is a predicted model, not a curated record. The transcript has a single exon. The coding region runs from base 1 to 570 and encodes 189 amino acids. NCBI's taxonomy places the organism in Eukaryota, Fungi, Ascomycota, Dothideomycetes, Botryosphaeriales, Aplosporellaceae.